This is a messenger RNA of Monodelphis domestica (gray short-tailed opossum), 1053 nucleotides long. Its product is annotated as putative G protein-coupled receptor 148. Gene Ontology annotation, biological process: detection of chemical stimulus involved in sensory perception of smell; G protein-coupled receptor signaling pathway. The record is from RefSeq and is a predicted model, not a curated record. Gene Ontology annotation, molecular function: olfactory receptor activity; odorant binding; G protein-coupled receptor activity. Gene Ontology annotation, cellular component: membrane. NCBI's taxonomy places the organism in Eukaryota, Metazoa, Chordata, Mammalia, Didelphimorphia, Didelphidae.
AUGAACAUCACAGUCUGCUUCUCAGUCUUCUUGCUGAGUACAACCCUGGUCUUCAUCAGGGAGCCAGAUACCAAUGACACCCUGCCCAUGAACAAGAGCUCUCUGUCUAGGCUGCAGGACUGGGACCCCUCAUUGCAGUUUGAGGAGAUGAAGCUCUUCCUCAUCUCCCCCAUCAUCUGCCUGCUGGUGGCGGCCGGAGUCAUCCCCCUCAUCUUGUUCUCCAUCUUCUCCAACAUCCACACGCGCCAGGAACCCCGAUACCUCAUCUUGGGCAGUGCCUUGCUCUACAACCUUCUCUAUCUCCUCUUCUACACGCUCUCAACCAUCUUGAAUGUGGCUGAAUUACGGCUCCCCAGGUACACAUGUGUCCUCCUGCUGUUCCUAAUCUCGCAGACCUACUGUGGGGGGCUCCUCACUGCUGUGGCCAUGGUGUUCAACACCUACUUGGCCAUCCUGUGGCCACUGCGCUAUGCCACCAUCCUGACCUUUCCCCGAACCAAGAAACUUAUCUUUUCCAUCUGGGUCUUUGCCGGCCUCUUCCCUGCCACAGUCUUCUUCACCCUUUGGGCAACACAGGAGCCAACGCUGUGUCCGGUGGAAAUCUGCUCUGUCCCAGUCAUUCUGGUAAUGACCCUACAUGGAGAUAAUGCUGUAAAAUUGUGCUAUGUGCUUUCUGUUACCAGCCUCUUCUUCUGCCUCUUCCUAAUUACCUUUUGCUACUUCAGCCUCUAUAUGAAAACCCGCCAGCUGGGCAUCUGGAAGGGCAUGACGUCUCGGGCCAGUGUCACAUUCCUGAUGCACCACACAGUGCUCUUCUUAUACUUCUGCCCACUUCUGGCAUAUGUGGUUGAAACGCUGCUCUAUCACAAUUACCACCUAAGCCUACAGACUGAGAUAUGGCUGUCACUGACCAUCUGCAACAUCCUGAUGGUCCUCCCCAAAGCUCUGUCCCCUUACCUCUAUGGGCUGCGCUACAGAGAGAUAACCAAGAACCUCAGACUCCUGUGUGGCAGAAAGCAUCCUAAUUUGAGGCCACCAGUUACGUUAUCUUAA